AUGAGUGAUGACGAGAUAUUCCACAACGCGGGCAUGGCGGUGUUACACUGCAGUGCCAUUGAAGACACGGAAAGCCUCAAGCUACUCAUCGAUAAAGGCGCUCCCAUCUUCUACCAGGACCCUUCUUCCGGCUACACCUCGUUGCACUUGGCAGCGGACAAACAAUCACUGCGUUUGGUGCGCUAUCUCCUAAGCCAGGGUGCCACUUGGAACGCCAUCGACCACGCUGGGUUUACCCCCGCAGAUAUCGCCCUCUCGUACGGCAACACCCCCAUAUACGAGGAGAUAGUCGCUGAGGGCGUUAGAGCGGAGUUUAUUCUCAAUCUCCUCGGCGAGAAGGCGGAGAAUGGCGACAGCGGCGACGACGACGACGACAGCGGCGACAAUGACGACUCCAACGACCCCGCCUCCAACCUCAACGCAUUCCUCUCCUCACAGCUCACCUACGAAUACGACAGCGACGGCAACGAGCGCGUGGUUGACUCCGCCGGCGAUCCCGUCAUGAUGGCCUGGGAGACGCCAAUCAUGAAGGCAUCCGUGAGGGCGCUCUGUGAUAACCACCCAGACACCCAAGACAGUCUGUCGAUCCUCAAUGUCGGUUUUGGUUUGGGUAUUAUCGACACAGAAUUCCAGAAAUACAGCCCAACUAACCACACCAUCAUCGAAGCUCAUCCGCAUGUUCUUCAGCAUAUGCGCGAGACUGGCUGGUAUGACAAGCCCGGUGUCACCGUGUGUGAAGGGACAUGGCAGGAUCAUGUGGAUAGUAUUGGCCAGUUUGAUGUCAUUUACUUCGAUACAUUCUCAGAACACUACCGUGACUUGAAGGCCUUCUUCGAACAUAUCCCUGAUCUCGUCGAGUCGCCCAACUCGCGCUUCUCCUUCUUCCACGGACUGGGUGCGACGAAUGGUGUUUUCUACGACGUUUACACGCGUAUAGCUGACAUGCACCUCGAACAAAUAGGCUUGUCUGCGCAGUGGGAGGAUGUACCUGUACCUGAGCUCUCCGCUGUGUGGAAGGGCGUUAGACGGUCGUAUUGGAAUCUCCCGGUAUAUAAACUACCUAUAGCGAGAAUGAACAUAUUUUAA
Molecule: messenger RNA, 1086 nt
Organism: Wallemia ichthyophaga EXF-994
Lineage: Eukaryota; Fungi; Basidiomycota; Wallemiomycetes; Wallemiales; Wallemiaceae
Product: Arginine N-methyltransferase 2
Exons: 7
Coding region: 1-1086 (361 amino acids)
Biological process (GO): peptidyl-arginine methylation
Cellular component (GO): nucleus; cytoplasm
Molecular function (GO): protein arginine N5-methyltransferase activity; protein binding
Source: RefSeq, a predicted model, not a curated record